CCUUGACAUCUGGGCUGGAGCCCAGGACGGGUUGGGGCGAGCAGCAGGAGCCCGAGGGUGCCGUGAAGGGCCAGCAGAGGCCACCGAGUGCUGGUGGCUGCAGCUUGGCUUCGGCCUCAUCCCCAGCGCAGCAGGAGAAGCAUCUUCAGUUCCCAGCAUCUGGGGUAUCCCCUGGCCAGCCAGACAGGAUCCAUCUGCCUCCCACAGAGCUGCCCCAGGAGCACAGCAGCAAGUGAUGGCCAUCAUGAGACCAGGCCCUGAGGAUGCCUCCUCAGAGCCCCAGCUGGACCUGGGGAAGAAGAUGAGCACAACACAUGACCUGAUGAUCGAGGAGCUCUCCCUGCCAAACAACCGCGGCUCCCGGCUCUUCCAGCAGCGCCAGAAGCGGGUGCAGCGCUUUGUCUUUGAGCAUCCCAGUGGCUCCAGGCAGCUCCCAGGGCAAGGGGCAGGUGGCUCACACCACACUGGGAAAGGUGAUCCAGAAGGAACAGUGAAUGAACAGAUGGCAGGGGAGAGUGCUGGGGGCCAGGAGAAUUAUCACUCUGAGCUCCACGUAGCAGCAUCACCCCAAGGUGGCCCCCCAGAAGUACCCAAGAAGUCAGAGAAGGUCUUGCACAUGAGCAAAGUCCUGAACCCCAGUGCCCUAGCCCCAGGGUACUCAAGCCCCCUCAGGGAAAUCCCCCACGAGAAGUUCAAUGUCACCGCCAUCCCCAAGGGCUACCGGUCCCCAUGGCAGGAGCUCUUUGGUGACAGGAAUGAUGCCGUGCACGGCAAGAACCCGCCGCCCAUGAGACCCCUCGCGUGGGACUUCAGGAGCUUCAACAGGACUCCAGCCCCGUUUGACAGGGCGCUAGUUGGUGAGCUGUCCUCUUUGCCCACCGUAGAGCUGGAUAACCUGAGUGUGCUGGAGGUGAUUUCCCACAGGCCCAACUUCAACAGGGUGGCCCAAGGCUGGGUGCGGAUCCUGCCGGAGAGCGAAGAGCUGUAGGACGUGCGCUCCCUUCCCCACGGCCACGGAUGGUUCCCUCACUGGACUCGGACACGCCCACAGGGGAGGGGAGAGGAUGGGGGGCAGGUAUCCUUCGUGAAAGCUCAGCUGGUGGGCUCGGGUUGUCAUCUUCGAAUGAGGUUUGAACGAGCUCGAGUGUGGGACCAUUCUGAAUUCCCCUUGCAGUCAGCGCCAAGCCAAGUCCUCACUGUUAAUCCAGCAGAUCCCCGCAAGCUCCCGUACAAAACAUCCCACAUCCCGUACAGCCUGUCCUCCUCCCUGCCUCAUGGAAAACAGCAACACUGCCAGCUGCAACACACCAAGCUGCCUCUCUGCAUCCUCACUGACACGCGAGACCCGCUCGGACAGCUGGUGCUUUUGCAGAGAAAUUCCAUCUUCAGGACAAGCCUGCAUCUGUCAUUCCAGUCAGGACGCAGAGAGGAGGGGAUAAUGGAAGAGCAGUAGCAAAACAAGUUACUUGAGGCAUUGGCAUGUUGAAAGCAGCUACCUUGAGCUUGGCUGGACAACAAAAACAAAUGAAGGAGUGGGAAUCUACUUGUUUACCAACACAGCACAGCCACGGUAGAGGGGAGAGGAACACUGGGAGUUGGAAACUUGCUCCCUGUUUUCCACAAGCUACUGGCUAGCACUUGGCAGCUAUUUUCACCUUCCUACUGCUCUUUGCAUGUCUUGCUUGAACACCUAAUCUAGGCUCUUUGGGUGACAGAUUUGCUUCAUGUAGUUGGUCAAGGAUCAGACCCUGACUGGACCUGCUGCCCUGCAGAACCACACCAGUGUGAGGAUGCUGCCAGGGUGUUCUGGUAACUUCAACACCAGUGGGAAAGAAAAGCAGCAUGGCUGUGCCUCCAGAGUAAGCACAAGCUUCCCUGGGAACAUGAAAAUCAGCAGUGAGGAUCCAACUACACCAACAUUUUCAGCAAUGACACACAGUGGGACAUGCAGCUAACAACAGCCUACAGUCACCAGAACAUCUGGGGAACCCCACUCACAACAAUCUGACUCAACACAGGUUUCCUUCAAUUGCUUUUGUCACAUUCUAAAUGCUAGCCUUUCUUAUACUCCCAAAAGCACCAGGAUAAAAGUUUUUUUCCACCACUGUGGUUAAAUGGGGAAAGUAAGUGUUGCAGUAAAAAUGCAGUUAGCAGCUGCCUCAUUUGUGAAGUUUGUAAUGCUGUGCAGGGCAAACCCCAUGCAGGUAUUCUGCUGCCACAAUGUAUCAUUCAGGUGGGAAGCUUUCAUUACUCUUUCCUACAGAAGCAGGAGGGGGCAAGCAAACAGAAAGAAAAAUGGUUUGUUCCUUAGAAACAAUAAAUCUAUGAUGCUUAACUGCUGCCCUGCUCCAUUUCCCUCCUCUUUGUCCCUCAUCUGCAGAACCUAGGCACCCUGGGUAACUGGCUGGAAAUAAGAAAUAAAUAUGAAUGAUGUGAAGCC
Molecule: messenger RNA, 2440 nt
Organism: Ficedula albicollis (Collared flycatcher)
Lineage: Eukaryota; Metazoa; Chordata; Aves; Passeriformes; Muscicapidae
Gene: MYOZ3
Product: myozenin 3
Exons: 7
Coding region: 236-988 (250 amino acids)
Cellular component (GO): Z disc; actin cytoskeleton
Molecular function (GO): FATZ binding; telethonin binding; actin binding
Source: RefSeq, a predicted model, not a curated record